AUUGCCACAAAAAAACAUAAGCAUGGUUACAUUUGUUAGCCGAGAAAGCUGUCUCAUUGUUUAGAGUAUCAGAGGAAGACGUUUCUGCGUGGGAGUCCCUCGACUAUUCUCUGGAUCCUGCUUCUCGUUUCUCUUUGGUCACGUCCGCCCCCCUCACACACAUGAGUGCUGUUUUCUCCUUGAGUUGGGCCAAGCGCCAUGCCUGACCGGGACAGCUCCUACCUGUCAGGUGGCGGUGGUGGUAGUCUGGGUGAGGAAGGAGGACCUGGGUCUGGUUUGGCAGGGGGCUCGACGGAGGGCAGAGGAGGCUCAGGAGGAGGAGGCAACGGCUCUGGAAGCAUGGGGGGAGGAGGAGCGCUUGGAAACGGCAACAGUUGUGGGAAUGGUGGCGGUGGGGGACAAGAUUCAGGAAUGGCAUUGGGCGGUGUCUGCAGAGACUUCAUACGCAAUGUCUGCAAGAGAGGAAAGCGCUGCCGCUUUAGACACCCAGACUUUAAUGAGGUGCCAGACUUGGGAGUGCAAAAAAAUGAAUUCAUCUUCUGUCAUGACCAUCAGAACAAGGAGUGUAUGCGCUCCAACUGCCGCUUUGUCCAUGGAUCUAAAGAGGAUGAAGACUGUUACAAGAAAUCAGGAGAGCUACCCCUCAGGCUAAGAGGGAAAGUUGCAGCACGACUGGGCCUGUCCCCCAUGGAUCUCCCCCAUAGCCGUGGGGAAGUCCCUAUCUGCAGAGACUUCCUAAAGGGAGAGUGCCAGAGGGGCAAUAAGUGUAAAUUUCGCCAUGUCAAAAAAGACUAUGAAUAUGAGCCUUCCAGGGUUGGAGGGGGUGGUGUUAUAGGGCCAGGUGCCAGUGGAAUGGUAAAUGCUGGGGGAGGCAUAGGUGGUGGAGGAGGAGUUGCCUGUGGAGGAAUGCAAGGACUUGUGGGAGGUGGAGGUGGAAGUAACAUGAUGGGGAUGGGUUGCCCCAGCCUGGGUGGUUGCAGAGAUCCCGGUGUCACAGGAGUUGGGGGGGUAGGUGCAGGUGGGAUGAGCACUUGUCUGUCCAUAAAUUCUACAGGGCAACGACGUUAUGACAGGAGCUCAGUGUAUGACCCUCUGCUUGAAAGUGGACUGUUUGACGCGAGCUCACAGGAGGUCUCUAUGGACCACACUGCUCUUCAGUUGAAGAGGCGGCGGUUGGAGGGGCUGCGCCUGGCAGAUGUGAGUGGAGGUGUGCACUAUGAGCUGGGAGUUCAUGCCACCUUGCCACCACGUCCUCUGGAGUACAGGUUCCUGGAGGAAGAGAACUCCUUGCUGAGGAAGAGAGUAGAAGAGUUGAAGAAGCAGGUUUCAAAUCUCAUUGCCACAAAUGAAGUUCUUCUGGACCAGAACGCUCAGUUCCGCCACACCAAGGUGAUGACGAUGUCUUCCACUGUGCCCACUGAGCAGAUUCUGCUGCCCCCUAUGGGUGCGAUAGGUUCCUACAAUCAUAGCAUCGCCCAGACUCACACCACCCUGAGCAGCGCUGGACUGCAGCCUCGGGCUGUCAUUCAGCAAGACCUGGUAGUUUCUACCGGCGCCCCUUCAGCGCCCCCGACUAUUAGUGUACCACCUACAGCCCCUCUGCCUCACCUCAACCCUGAAAUCACCCCCCUCUCAGCUGCCCUUGUACAGACUAUUGCCCAGGGGAUGGUGCCAUCUGUUUCUAUGGCACCAGUGGCUGUAUCCGUGGCACCAGUUGCAGUGUCUAUGACUGGCAUCACGAUGAGUCACGCCACCAGCCCAAUGGUGUCGUACCCUAUUGUGAGUCAAAGCAUGAGGAUCACCACUCUGCCUCACUAACAGAUUAAGUGCAGGACUGUAGUUCCCCUCAAGUCAGACUGUAGCAUCCUUAACUGUGAUUUUUUAACAAAGAUGGUUUUCUAUGUGUAUGAUACUCAACUGAUGACAGAACUGUGACAACAGUGAAGCAAUAGACAAUUGUACUUCUCCACCAGAGGGCAGGAGAAAAGACUCCCUCUCUGUUUUGUGGCAGCAUUACAAAGACAUUUUUUCCUACAGACUGGCUGACCUGUGAACAGUUUGUGUACCAAAGGGUUCUUCACAAACACAGGCAACAAACUGAAAAUAUGUGAGGUCAUCAUCCAUGUACUUUGAACCAUUUCUGCAACACUGCUGUGCCGUCAUUGUGGGGACAUGGAGACUUCGGAAGCAGUUUGUGUUUAGGAUUGCUUUGGUGUAAAUAAACUGGUACUUUGCACAAUUGAAAAGAAUAACAGCCAAUCAGCAAUGAA
Cottoperca gobio is the source of this 2270-nucleotide messenger RNA. It is a transcript of the gene zc3h10, whose product is annotated as zinc finger CCCH-type containing 10. NCBI's taxonomy places the organism in Eukaryota, Metazoa, Chordata, Actinopteri, Perciformes, Bovichtidae. The coding region runs from base 199 to 1818 and encodes 539 amino acids. Gene Ontology annotation, biological process: regulation of RNA splicing. Gene Ontology annotation, molecular function: RNA binding; metal ion binding. The record is from RefSeq and is a predicted model, not a curated record. The transcript is spliced from 3 exons.